Molecule: messenger RNA, 2794 nt
Organism: Strongylocentrotus purpuratus (purple sea urchin)
Lineage: Eukaryota; Metazoa; Echinodermata; Echinoidea; Camarodonta; Strongylocentrotidae
Gene: sh2d4b
Product: SH2 domain-containing protein 4B
Exons: 10
Coding region: 191-1681 (496 amino acids)
Cellular component (GO): cytoplasm
Source: RefSeq, a predicted model, not a curated record
GUCGCAUUGAAAUAUUAAGGUCAUGCUCUUUCGAGGACGAUUUAGAAUGCUACGUUCAUUACUCAUCAUGCUAUAUUUUAAGUAAUGCUAUACAACUAAUUGAACGUACCAUGUUAAACACGACAACUUGAACACGGAAAUUUGAAGGAAAGAAUUUGUAGCAUAUAAGUAGUCCCACCCAUAAACAAUCAUGCUGCAACAGAUACUGAAGGAUAUGUACAUCGACCCGGAGCUCCUGGCGGAGUUAUCGGAGCACCAGAAGGAGCUACUCUAUGUGAAGAUGAGAGAGGAGCAAGUACGGAGAUACAAGAAUCGGGAAGAGGAAGAGAAAAAGACCCCACCGAAGAAAGUACCAAAGAAAGGCAAUAAGAAGGUAGUUUGGCUUCAAGGUCGCGAUGGAUGCGAAUGGGUUUGGGUGAUGGGACACCAUAAAAAUGACCGAACAAUAGAACAGAUUUUGGAGAGAGAGAACAAGGAGAAAGCCAGGUUACUUGCAGAGAAGGAGGCACAGGAAAAGAGCUUUAUUUUCAGUGAUGAAAAACCAGAGACCACCCCUGGAAAGACUCCAGUCUGCAACCAGGAAAGCACUGAUACCAUGAAAAAGCAAGAACUGAAAAUGAAGGGGAAAGAGAAAGAAGGAGAGGAGAGACAGAAGAAACUGAAAGAAGAAGAGGAGAGACUUAAGAAGGAAGAGGAAAAACUGGAGAGAGAAAGGAAGAAAGCAGAAGCGGAGGCGUAUGCUUCGAUGAAGGAGCUUCGCCAGCAGCAGGCGAAGAUGGCCAAGGAGGAGGCAGAGAAGAAGAAGAAAGAUCAGGAGCUUAAAGAAAAGAAGGAGCAACUCAAAAGGGAAAGGGAACAGAAACAGAAGGAGCAGAGGGAACAAGAAGAGCAGCUGCGCAAGGAUGAGGAGGCGAGGAGAGAGGAGCUCUACAUGAGCCUCAAGCAGAUACGAGAGGAACAGAAGAAAGCAUCCAUGAAGGAGAGAGAUAAGGCUGAUAAAAUAUUCCAAGUCCAACUAAGAGAAUCCAAGAGGGCGGACAAGGACAGGAGCCACCGGGCGAAGAUAGCCAGGGAAGAGGUCAGAAGGUCACGGAUCCUGAGCAAAGACCUCACCCAUCUCACCAUUCAAGAGGAAUUGAUUGUUAUGGACAAGAGGAUCGUUCCGCCAGAGAAACCCCUCGAGGAAGAGAAACCAUCCCUUCCUCUAAGGAAGAGGCAAGCCCCUAGACCUCCCAAACCCACCGGCCACAAAUCAGUGGUGGAGUGGUUCCAGAAAGAAGAAUGUGAAAGACAGGCAGGACUUCUCAAAGACACCAAGGAAAUCGCCCCCUGGUUCCAUGGCAUCAUUACACGUCAGCAAGCAGAGUACCUCCUAUUCCCGAAAGCAGAGGGUCACUUUCUAGUCAGGGUUAGCAAUCGUAUCUGGGGUUACGCCCUUUCGUUUCGGGACAAAGAAAGAGCCAAACAUUUCUUGAUCGAUGCGUCGGGUAGCAUGUACAGCUUCUUCGGUCAGGACCAGAAGGACCAUGCUUCCCUGGAAGACCUGGUUCAAUUUCAUAUGCGAAUGCCGAUUUCAGAAAUGGGGAAAGAAGUCUUGAAAACACCCUGCGUUCAAGCUGCAAAUCCUCCCGACUAUGAGGAGCUCUUCUCAAAUCAAGACAAUCAUAAUACAGUACUUUGAUUGCAGCAGUCAAAAAGCCACAGAUCCAGCCAAUCAGAAUACAGUACUUUGAUUGCAGCAGUCAAACAGCCACAGAUCCAGCCAAUCAGAAUACAGUACAUUGAUUGUAGCAGUCAAAGCCACAGAUCCAGCCAAUCAGAAUACAGGACUUUGAUUGCAGCAGUCAAAAAGCCACAGAUCCAGCCAAUCAGAGUACAGGACUUUGAUUGCAGCAGUCAAAAAGCCACAGAUCCAGCCAAUCAGAAGACAGUUCUUUGAUUUCAGCAGUCAAACAGCCACAGAUCCAACCAAUCAAAAUACAGUACUUUGAUUGCAGCAGUCUGGAGAUACAUGUGUUCAGCCAAUCAUGUUUCAGGACUUGUAUAACAGUUAGGAUGACGAUGCACAGGUGCUAGUCCAAAUAAUCAGAAUGCAGUACUUCAAUAGCAGCUGUUUGAAAAGACUGAGGGAUCCCAAAAAAGCAUAAUCUAUAGCAAAUGUAUAAAUUGCCUUUUGUAAUUCAAAUAUUGAUUUGCGGAAUGUACUAUAUUAAUGUACAUUGACUUAAAAAUGAAAAUGAAAACUGACACAGUAGUCCAGCCAAUCAUUAAAUUAACCCCUUUUUAUGGAAGAUAAAUGUACAUUACGGAGUAUAUUUAUAUCAUGGAUUGACACAAAUCAUGUUAAGUGUCGCGAUAACUAAAAAAAACACAUAAAACCUGGGUUUUAAAAAGAAAAAUAUAUUUACAAAAAUAGAAUCAUACAGAUAGCUCAAAUAUGAAUAAUAUAAUACAUGUACCCUAUCAUGGACAUUUUGAUAAAGAAACGUCUAGUAUUUAAGUAUCUAUUAAUUACUGCUUACUGGCAAAGUGCAUUUUAAUUUCUGAAUGUUUUUAAAAUAUUUAGCAUUGCUUGUUGCCAAGGCACAGUGAACGAUUGUUUGUAACUCACCUUGUAGAUAUUCACUUUGUUCUUUCAUUUCUUUCUGUCUUGUACUUUCUAAAGCAAAAGUGUCUGCAGAAAAUAUUUUAGCUUGUUUAUUGCAUUUGUUGGGGGUCUAGUAUAUUACCAUGAAGGUGAACAUGUCCAAUAUUGAAUGGAUGUUACAAAUGAAGGUUACAGAUAUAACAUUGU